AUGGACGUACAGAGCUGGCCGGUGGGCUUUCGCUGUCUCCUCCUCUUGGCUCUCGUUGGUUCUGCUCGGAGCGAGGGCAUACAGAACUGCGAAGAAGUUCGGAAACUUUUCCAGUGGCGGCUCGUUGGAGCUGUCAAGGGGCUGCCGGAUUCGCCGCGGGCAGGACCUGAUCUUCAGGUUUGCAUAUCCAAAAAACCUACAUGUUGCACCAGGAGGAUGGAGGAGAGAUACCAAAUUGCGGCCCGCCAAGAUAUGCAGCAGGUGCUUCAAGCAUCCAGCUCCACUUUAAAGUUUCUAAUUUCUCGAAACGCAGCUGUUUUUCAAGAAACCCUGGAAACUCUCAUCAGACAAGCAGAAAAUUACACCAGCAUACUUUUUUGCAAUACCUACAGGAACAUGGCCUUAGAGGCUGCUGUUUCAAUCCAGGAGUUCUUCACUGAUGUGGGGCUCUAUUUAUUUGGUGCAGAUGUUAAUCACGAAGAAUUUGUAAACAGAUUUUUUGACAGUCUUUUUCCUCUGGUCUACAACCAUCUCAUUAACCCUGGUGUGACAGACAGUUCUCUGGAAUACUCAGAAUGCAUCCGGAUGGCCCGCCGGGACAUUAGCCCAUUUGGUAAUAUUCCCAAAAGAAUAAUAGGGCUAAUGGGGAAGUCGCUGCUGCCCAGCCGCACGUUUCUACAGGCGCUCAAUCUGGGCAUCGAAGUGAUCAACACCACAGACUACAUUCACUUCUCCAAAGAGUGCAGCAGAGCCCUCCUCAGGAUGCAGUACUGCCCUCACUGCCAGGGCCUGACGCGCAGCAAGCCUUGCAUGGGAUACUGCCUGAACGUCGCCAGAGGCUGCCUGGCACACAUGGCAGAGCUGAACCCACACUGGCAUGCGUACAUCCGGUCACUGGAAGAGCUGUCGGAUGCAAUGCAUGGGACAUACGACGUUGAACACGUGCUCUUGAACUUCCACUUGCUUGUUAAUGACGCUGUGAUACAGGCCCAUCUCAAUGGACAAAAGUUAUCAGAACAGGUAAAUAAGAUUUGUGGCCGUCCAGUAAGAACACCCACACAAGGCCCCCAUUGUUCUUUUGAUCAGAGCAAAGAGAAGCAUGGAAUCAAGGUCACUGGGAGGAGUGGUGAAGAGACUCUUGCUUCUAGACGGCAAGAAUUUAUCAACAGUCUUCGACUGUACAGGUCCUUCUACGGAGGCCUGGCCGACCAGCUCUGUGUGAAUGAAUUGGCCGCUGCCGAUGGAGCCCCCUGCUGGGAUGGAGAGGAUGUAGUGGACAGCUAUACUCAGCGUAUAGUUGGAAAUGGAGUCAAAGCCCAAUCUGGAAAUCCUGAAGUCAGAGUCAAAGGAACUGACCCUGUGAUAAAUCAGAUUAUUGAUAAACUGAGACAUGUGAUUCAGCUGUUACAGGGUAGGUCACCCAAACCUGCCAAGUGGGAACUUCUUCAGCUGGGCAGUGGAGGGGGCAUGGCUGAACAAGUCAGUGGGGACUGCGAUGAUGAGGACGGUUGUGGGGGAUCAGGAAGUGGAGAAGUCAAGAGGACGCUAAGAAUCACAGACUGUAAGUGA
This is a messenger RNA of Otolemur garnettii (small-eared galago), 1569 nucleotides long. It is a transcript of the gene GPC5, whose product is annotated as glypican 5. Gene Ontology annotation, cellular component: plasma membrane; cell surface; extracellular region. The coding region runs from base 1 to 1569 and encodes 522 amino acids. Lineage: Eukaryota; Metazoa; Chordata; Mammalia; Primates; Galagidae. Gene Ontology annotation, biological process: cell migration; positive regulation of canonical Wnt signaling pathway; regulation of protein localization to membrane. The transcript is spliced from 8 exons. The record is from RefSeq and is a predicted model, not a curated record.